UGUAGACCUGACAGAGUUCAGUAGAGCUUCGGUGUGACUGUGAAGAUGUGUGAGCGGAUGUGCUGGGUUGAAGAUGGGAAGAGUGAAUUUGUAAAGUUGCUGUCGUUGAGGCUAAAGAACACGUCUGGACUAAACGGACAGACUUAAACUUCACAAUAUGAAGACGCGAACGCGUCAUGGGAUCAUAUUGAUUGGUGUUGUGAGCGUGCUUACAAGCUUAUUGUUCCUGUACAACAGUAGUUUUACCGACACACCAGAAGACCAGAUGCAGUCAGAUGGACACCAGAUUGAUGUUCGACAACAGCAAACAUCCCACUUAGAAGGUUACAGCAGCAUCAUUGAUCAUAAGCCUCUUAGGAUGCGUUGCAAAAGUUGUGCCUUAGUGACCAGCUCUGGUCACAUGACCGGAAGUGGUCGAGGUGUGGAGAUUGAUAGCAGGGAGUGCGUCAUCCGUAUGAACGAUGCCCCAACACGAGGCUACAAGAGUGACGUGGGCCGGCGAACCAGUCUGCGUGUGGUCGCACAUUCCAGCAUGCAACGUGUGCUGCGAAACCGACACGAGCUACUCGACUCCAGCCAGAACACCUUCUUUAUCUUCUGGGGGCCAGGAAACUACAUGCGACAAGACGGUAAAGGCCUUGUCUACAACAACCUGCGUCUGUUGAAGCAGAUGAUGCCUAAACUACAGGUGUACGUCAUCUCAGGGUUAAAGAUGCUGCAUUUUGAUGAGCUCUUUAAGAAGGAGACAGGGAAAGAUAGAAAAAGAUCCAAUUCAUGGCUCAGCACGGGUUGGUUUACCAUGGCAAUCGCUAUGGAGAUUUGUGACAGAAUUGAUGUCUAUGGCAUGAUUCCUCCUGACUUCUGCAAGUCUCCCAGCCCUGAGCCCUCAGUGCCAUAUCACUACUAUGAGCCUGCGGGGCUGGAUGAAUGCAAAAUGUAUCUCUCCCACGAGCAGGGCCGGCAUGGCAGCCAUCAUCGUUUCAUUACAGAGAAACAUGUCUUUGCCAACUGGGCACGUAUGUUCAACAUACACUUCUAUCAACCUGACUGGAGACCAGCACUUGUUACAAAGAACAGCACAGACUCCUGAGGUUCAAACUUUGGGAUGUUACCUGACUCAGAACUCAAUGUCCUUUUGAGGACAAACGAACAUUUUAACGGGAACACAUUAUGAAUUAAAGUUUAUGAUGAUGUUCUUUCUAGUGGCUUGAAACAGCAAGAACAGCAUUCUACAACUUUCCAAAAUCUUUACAUGGAGAGUGUCAAACACGUUAUGUUACAAAUUUUCUUCUCUCAGUUUUAUUUAAAGAGAACUAUUUGCAAUUUGUGCAUUUUAUUUUUCAAAUUACACUUUUAUAAUAGGGCCUCAUUAGAUUUGUCCUAAGUAUGUGUAAAAAGAUGUUUAUCUUUUAAAUUAAGCUGUAAAUAUAGCUAUAUGCUAGUACUGUAAAGUUCUCAGUAGUUCUAGUCUUUACUCUAAAUCAGAGGUUUCCAGACCAUUUCAAUAAUUUAUUUGUGAAUCAAACACUGUUUGUUGUCCACUGCUAUGGUCUAAGAUACACUUGUGGUGCGCCAUGUGAAACAAAUAUAUACAAGUUAUGUCCACCAACAAACUUUUUAAUUACAGAACAAAUAUUUUUCAUAUCUGACCUAGUAUGAUGCUUCACCAUUCUCACACUUUACCUGACCCACUUCUUUCCACUAUUUGAAAAAAUGCUGCAAUGUUCAAUGAUGGCGUAGAAAAACCUUCUGAAUAUUAAAUUAUAUCAUAGACGUACUGUAUGAAGCACUUAAAAGGGCAUGGGAAUGGAAAAAAUAGAUGUUCACUUGCAAAAGUUGUGUUAGUAAAAUUUUUAAGAUCAGAUUCCCUGCAAAUCCCAGCUAAGGGUAUAUAACUAGAGAAAAUUAGAGUUCAGUUUUACAAUUAAAGUGAUAUAUUGUAGUAAAUUCAAAUUAUUCAAUAACAAAUACCAGUUUACAAUAUCAAGCAGCAUAGUGAACUGUUUUUGUACAGAUAAAAUAACUUAAAGUAGAUGUUAGACAUUCAAGUUACAAGGCCGCCAUUGCUUUUACAUAAAAAAUAAGGAACAUACAGAUCUUAAAAGUAUAUCUUUCUAAUUGUAUUAACUCUUAUAAGUCACAAAAUGUUUCACAAACCAUUUAUACUGAAGGAUCCCACCAUAUUUUUACUUUCUGAACAUCAGGCACAAUGCUGAAACAUUCCCACAUACCUAACUGCCAACUCAGACCAUGACAGCAUGACCUUUAGAGAGAGAGAGAGCUGUCUUUGUUUUUCUGCAAUUCCACACGCCUCUUCCUUCAAUUUCCAUUACUAAGUUUGUGUGAGAGCAUAUCGACUUGCUGCCUGCAACAGCGCUGUUCAUUUUAACUUUACAGCCAGAGGUUGGGACCAGUGUGGAAUGUUAAUGCUGUGUGACAUUCUUUGUUCUUGCUCAUGCUUAUGGGAGCUGCUCUGGUCUAAUAGGAUAUCAUCAUAGACUGUAGAAAAACAGUUUAUCAUGUUAUGAGUUCUGCUUAUUCUCAAGUGGCCGGGGAAUGUGCCUAGCACUACAACAAUGGUCCCUCAGGAAGUCUAGGGAUAUUAGAGGGCGAUUGGAAAUGAGACUGGCCUUUGAUUCAGCUCUGAUGGCUGAUGCUGUAUUCAGUCACUCGAGGCAACACCGUGAUAAUGGAAGACCUUGGAUCAGACAGGAGGCCUGAAUAAAAUAAAUGUGUGAUUGUCGUUUUGUUUCAAAUAUAAAACCGGCCAAGUUUACUAAUAAAUGUCCUCUGUUUUACACAAUAUCUCAAUACGUAAAGUAUGCCGUAUAAUGUUUCAACAAAACAUUACCACGGCUAAAAUCAGUAUGUCAUAAGUAUUUGAGUAAAUUUCUGAUAUUUCUUGAAUAAAUUGUUGACUCAAGGUCACUUCUGCCAUCUACUGGCACUGUUACUCCACCUUCCUUAUUCAAUUCUAGUUGUAACACAUUUCUUGUCUAUUAGGGCUGCAGUAACUUACAGCAGUUUCAUUGCUGUUAUAUGGACUGUAAUAAUUUGAUAUUUACACGUCACUAAUGCAUUUAAAUGCCACAUAUUUUGUUGUACCAUCAUAAUUAUUUUUGUACAGGAAAUAUUAUAAGGGUUCGCGGUUGAGAAACUACCUAUGACUGUAAUCUUAUUUACACUCUCUAUUUUUUUUAAUGAUUUUUAAAUUAUGUGUCUUCUUGUUGUUCUUAUUUUAUGCAUACAAACUUAUAUGAUAGCCAGAUAAAUGUUCAUUCAGAGUCCUAGUAUAACUGGUUGAAAUAUGCAUAAGUAAAAUAAGGGUACGAUAAAUAAUUUAGUGAAUAAAAAGUAAAUAAAUCAUUGUCGUUCAAUGAGAGUAAACAAACGAACAACAAAAAACUUAUAAAUCGCAAUAAACUCACUUAAUUGGUUGCCUUGCGGAAGUGCGUCACAUUGUUUACAACUCAAACGGAUACGGUUUAUAUAUGUAGGCGACAGCGUAGGAAGCCACAAAUUCAUCAGCGUGAUAAAGAGAUUUAUAAUCACAGUCACAGUGUAUGGUUUACCUGCUUAUGUUUUGUAUUAAUUCGUCGCGUGAGCAGCAACAAGGUUCAUAGAUUUAAUUUUCAGUUUCAUAGACAAGUAUUUCAUACAGAAACUGAGGCGCUGUCGUUCAGUUAGGUUAUGACAAUGUUGAGCAGUAAAUCCAAUGACGAGAUUAAAUGGUUGCUGGAUGAUUACGGAAUAAAACACGGUCCUGUGGUCGAUUCCACUAGAGCCCUUUAUGAGAAGAAGCUGAGAGAAGCCAUGUCUAAGCACAGAAGAUCCCAAGCUCAAUCCGACAGGACAUAUUACAGUGAAGAGGAAGACGUCACUUAUGUUCAGCAUCACAGACCUCAACUAUAUGAUGAUGUGAGCAACAGAACGUGGUCUGAUUAUAGAGGGGUGGCCUACACAGAUGAGCCUGCUAUAUAUAGGACUCAAGCUCCUUACCGUAAUAUGUCACAAGCAAGAAACCUGCCGCCAGAGCCUCAUAUCCAGAAAACACCUGAGAAGAGUUCAACGCGCCUGGUCCCAGUCUGGCUACAGAUAUUAGUGUUUCUCAUCGUAUCUGGUCUUCUGUACUUGGUUUAUAUAAAUAUUGAAUCAGCAGAGCCUGUGAAAAGACUGACAUAGCUCUUCCUUUAGUGAUUAAACUGAAUGUUACAUUUCUAAAACAAGCAAAUAUUCAGCACAAUAGAUGUGAUUUUUACAUAUCGCAGUGUAUUUUAACUUCUUGAAUCUUGGGUUAUUUUGUGUGUGAUGUUUUAUCAAAGUAAUAGCCCAAGACUAACUCUUCUGUGAAUAUAAAGGAAGUGGGUGCUACAGGAUGCACCUGCUGGAAGAUUAUUUUUAAGAUCAAGAUACAACAAUUGUCCAUUGUUAUGCUGCAGUACAUUUUACAGUGCUGUAUUUUUAGUAAUUUCUUGAGCUCAUAAAAGUUUGAUAUUACAACUUCCACUACCUACUAGAAAACUUUCAAGCCUUUUUGUAUGAAUUAUAUAAGCAUAUUUUAAAGGUUACAGUUACUGAAUUUGGUCCCUUUCAUCAUUUUACAGUAGGUAAUGAUAUCUCCAUUUGUCUGGAAGUAUCGCUCUUGGAUUUGGGUCAUCCUCAGAAUUAUGUUUGGAUAUUCUGGAGCCAGAUUAUAUGAAUGUCAGAAUCAAUUGUUUCUGGCGUUUUGUGAUUUAAAAAAAACUAUUUAGGUAUACCUGAAAAUGUCUUUUUUAAUAACAAUCAGUAAAAACACCAUAUGCAUGUUAAAAUUGUGAUUUUUGUUUUAAAUGGCAAAAUAAAAGUCUACAAAUUUUAUUCCAUGUAACAAAAACUGCAGUAAACACCCAUUAAUUCUCCA
Carassius auratus (goldfish) is the source of this 4900-nucleotide messenger RNA. Its product is annotated as alpha-N-acetylgalactosaminide alpha-2,6-sialyltransferase 5-like. The coding region runs from base 158 to 1090 and encodes 310 amino acids. Gene Ontology annotation, biological process: oligosaccharide metabolic process; ganglioside biosynthetic process. NCBI's taxonomy places the organism in Eukaryota, Metazoa, Chordata, Actinopteri, Cypriniformes, Cyprinidae. The record is from RefSeq and is a predicted model, not a curated record. The transcript is spliced from 11 exons. Gene Ontology annotation, molecular function: alpha-N-acetylgalactosaminide alpha-2,6-sialyltransferase activity.